GUGAAGAUCGCGCGUUGCCUUUGAGCGAUCCAGAGUCGCGGUUAACGAUUCCAGCUAUCGCGUCGAGCCACCAAUCGAUUUUGAUGUCUUUGUGUGUGUGUGUUUUAUAUCGAUGUAAAUUCAACGCAAAGUCGGCACAGUGGCUGAACAGUUACUCUUGACCCACACUUCACACCAAUCGCGAGUGAUAUCUGUAUAUAUAUAGAUAUCAAAACACGAUUAUCCUUCACGCGACUCUCGGGCAUCGCGAGCGUGCGAAGCGACAUUGCAAUCGAUUAAUGUCGACUCAAAGGAGGCAGCGAUGGCGUGGGCAUCGCUGCGGAGGAAUAAGACGUUCAGAUACGGGGUCCCCAUGCUGAUCCUCAUCGUUGGGGGUUCCUUUGGCUUGAAGGAAUUCGCACAGAUUCGAUAUGACGCCUCCAAAAACAAAGGAAGGAUGGACCCGAAGUUGGUGGCCAAGCUGAAGGAGAAGGAGUCCGUGAGCCUGGAGAGGGAGUAUGAGAAGCUGAAGGAGGCAGAAACGGACACAUGGGUCAACAUCCGUGGACCGCGGCCGUGGGAGGACUCGAGGACGGUGCAGGACUCUCAGCGGAAGGAAAUCCAGAAGCAGGCGUGAGAGGGCGCGCACGGAGGAGGAGGGCGGAGGGAGAGUGGCCGCGUCGUUUCCCGCGACCCAUCUGCGCGCAGGGGCCGGAUUUUACGCGCGGGGGGGCGAACGGGGGACGGUGCCGCGCGUUCGUGUUAACAAAACUCCAGCGGGGGGGG
This is a messenger RNA of Petromyzon marinus (sea lamprey), 765 nucleotides long. It is a transcript of the gene COX16, whose product is annotated as cytochrome c oxidase assembly factor COX16. Gene Ontology annotation, biological process: mitochondrial respiratory chain complex IV assembly. Gene Ontology annotation, cellular component: mitochondrial inner membrane. The record is from RefSeq and is a predicted model, not a curated record. Lineage: Eukaryota; Metazoa; Chordata; Hyperoartia; Petromyzontiformes; Petromyzontidae.